Molecule: messenger RNA, 4436 nt
Organism: Lepisosteus oculatus (spotted gar)
Lineage: Eukaryota; Metazoa; Chordata; Actinopteri; Semionotiformes; Lepisosteidae
Product: arf-GAP with Rho-GAP domain, ANK repeat and PH domain-containing protein 1
Biological process (GO): positive regulation of GTPase activity; signal transduction; regulation of cell shape
Cellular component (GO): cytoplasm
Molecular function (GO): GTPase activator activity; phosphatidylinositol-3,4,5-trisphosphate binding
Source: RefSeq, a predicted model, not a curated record
AACGCCUAUGAAUCAUGAGAAUAUCCAGGAAACAAUUAGAUUUUCUCGGGCAGAAGAUACCUGUUUGUUUAUUGAUAGUUUUUUUUUUUGUUCACGUCAGGGGCGUGCAUCGCUGCCGAGUCGCCGAAACCGGUCGAACGGGUGAAUCAGCCGGUGACGCGACCAGCCGCGAGCCCAGACCCACUACAGUCACGGAAACGGGGUGACUUCGCAGCGCAGGACAGAACCCCGAAGCCCAGGAGCCGCGAGAAGUCGCAGUCGGGAUCUGGCCAGGAUGUCAGCCCCCGUUGACAGUAAGGUGACCCCCCCGGUUCCCAAACCUCGGGCCAGAUACACUUGGUCCGUGGAAAGCACACCAGCCCCUCCCCCUGUUCCCAGGAGGAUGUCAUCAAAUAACAUACUGGAUUCUGAGACAGCAAAUUCGCAGGCUGAGCCAGAGAGUGAGCGGCAGCCCCCGAGGACAGGAAACUUAAGGAAGGGGAAUUCUUUGGGGCAAGAAGAAAACAAUGAUUCCAAAUUAUUCCUUAAUGUAUCCCACAAACCUGAGCUAAAGACGAGCCAUGUCUUCACUGAAGCUCCUGAUGAGUCCAAUAAUGGCUUUCCCAUGAAAUCUCAAAGACAGCACAGCGCUCAGGGAGUGUUUGUCUGGCCUGCCCUCCCAGCACUUUGUCCUGUCAGUUCUAAGGAAUCGCAGUUCAAACACAGGACCUACUCAGAUGCACAUUCACCUGAGAGCCCCAGGUCUGGCUCUACAAGUGACAAGGGGUCUCCGCCCAUGCCUGACUCCCCCUGCGCCCAGGACUCCCAGACACUGGAGGCUCCAGCCAGACAAGGGAUAGAGGAAUUGGAAGGACUUGAGCUCAACGCAAACUGGAACUUUUUAUCAUCGCCCAGCGAUGAAGGGUCUGCACAAACUCGCGACAGGGGAGCCAGCGUGGCGCAGAUGAGACAGGAGAAAGAUGAGAAUAUUCAAUAUCCAAGCUUGCAAAGUUCAGACGCUGCAGUGCAGAGUGAUCAGGGUUUGAUCUCCUGGGUGGAGGGGUCCCCUGCCUGCAGUGACCCACCCUCUGCCGUGCAGAACAGGCAGCAGAAAUGCAAGGCACCUCGCGUGGCCACGAUCCGAGUGAGCCGGCGGAAGCAGACGGGGGUGGAGUGGCAGGCGAGCGCGCAGGCUGAGGAGGCACCAGUCAGAGACAGCGUGGUGUCGCGCUCCAGUUGGCUGGAGGUCUGGCAGGGAAGGAGACAUCGUGUGCUGUGGGUUACUCUGGAUGGAAAACUGCUUUCCCUGUGGAAGAAACGCACGGACAAGUUCACAGAGGUUGUGCUCCACGUGUCGUGCAUUACAAAUGUCCAGUCACUGGAGAAAGGCCGCUUCUCAAUUUCCACCCCCAAGAAGCACUUUGAGUUCAUGGCCAACAACGAGGCGGUGAGAGACGGGUGGGUGAGAUCCCUACAUGCCUCUCGGGGCCAGAAACCCCAGGAAGCCCCACAGCAGUGCAGCACCCUCGUGAUGAAAGACCCCCGGGCCAAGGUGUACGGAGCGGUCUUUGGGCACGAGCUGUGGAUCUACCACAGCAAAGAGGACUUCGCCAACGGCGUGGGCAUGUUCUACAUCUCCAUGGACGUGGCGCAGGUGAAGCAGACGGGCCGGCGCAACUUCAGCCUCAUCACCCCUUACAAGACGUUCAGUUUCCAGGCCGACUCCUCCAGGGAGCAGGCAGUGUGGCUGGCCUCUCUCACACAGGUUAUCCGCAAUGCCCUGUCCUGCAGCGAGGUGGCGCAGCACAUCUGGGCCAGCCCCUGGAACAAAGUCUGUGCGGACUGUGGCUCUGCCAACCCUGAGUGGGCCUCCAUCAACCUGCUGACCGUCAUCUGUGAUGCCUGCGCUGGUCAGCACCGUUCCAUGGGGACCAGCGUGUCCAAGGUUCGCAGUCUGAAGAUGGACAGGAAGGUGUGGACAGAGCCUCUCAUUCAGUUGUUUGUCCUGUACGGGAAUAAAGCCGCCAACGAGGUGUGGGGCUACAACGUCCCUGCCGCCGAGCAGAUCCUGGCAGACGCCACCCCCAACGAGCGCCGAGCUUUCGUCCUGGCCAAGUACAGCAAGGGGCUGUACCGGCGAGCCCACCCGCUGGCCUGCAGCCAGGAGCUGCUCAACAAGCGGCUGUGUGAGGUGGUGACCGGGCCUGACGUCUCGGAGACCCUGUCUCUGCUGUGUUCGGGGGCGCGGGUCAUGUGCCAGACCGGGGACCCCCAGUGUCCCUCGCCCAUCUCCCUGGCGGAGCGUGCCGGGCAGGCCCUGCAGACAGAGCUCCUCCGACACAACGAGUACACAGAAGCCCCCCCCUGCAACCAGCAGCCCGCCAAGCAGGAACACCGCAGCUCGGCAGUCGCUGACCCGCCACAAGCACCCUCGGACGAGGAGCUCCACGGCAAGCUGGAGGACGACCAGUUCCUGUUUUCCGAGGAGAACGAUUCCGCGGCCUGCGACGUCCUGGACUUGAAGGAAGUCAUCUCCAUCUUUGACUGCUCUUCGGGGCCGACCCACGAGUUCGAGAUGCUGACGCUGAGAGACAGGAUGCAGUGUGUCGCUCCCACUCAGGAGGUCCUCAGUUCACACAUGCAGCACAUCAUGAAGGUGCUGUUACCGUGGCCCGUUCCAAGCUCGGAGCUGGAUGGGGUACGAGCCUUUACGCGGGUCUCCCUCAGAGAGGGAGGCAGGCUGGAGCACAGGGAGGUAUGGGCGGCACUAAGGAAUAACGAACUGCUGCUGUACAGCACCAGGGGGCGCCAGAGAGAGAAGGUGUUGCUGACCUCUUCAUUCCGCUGCAAUGUGGACGCUGCCGAGAAUACCAUUGAACUUGUGACUGUGGACAGGUGCCUGUCCCUGCAGUUCGAGCUGCAGCGGCCCUGCCAGUGCUGGAACAUGCUGCUGAAGAUCCUGGCGCUCACUGCUGCAGGGGCCGGCCGAGGGGCGCCGCUGUACCCCGCGGCCAGCUCUCUCUGGAGCGAGGUGCCUGCUGCCAUCGAGAAGUGCAUCUCCCACAUCACGCAGCACGGCCUGACGGUGGAAGGGAUUUAUCGGCGCUGCGGAACAGCCCUGAAGAUCAGCAAGCUGGUGGAGUUGCUCAACAGCGCCCCCAACAAAGUGCAGUUCGAUCCAGGGGAGAGUGGGGUCCUGGAUGCGGCGGGAGCCCUCAAACUGUGCCUCCGUCAGCAGGUGGAGCUCAUUCCACAGUCUCACAUGUCCUUCUGGGUCCAGGCAGCAGCUCACCCUGUCGAGGCAGAGAGGCUCACGGCUUAUCGGAGAGGGCUGGACAGCCUGUCUGCUGGGCAAAGAGCCAUCCUCAAAGUCCUCUUUGAACACCUGUACCAGGUGCAGCUGUACAGCCAUGUGAACCGCAUGACUCCUCAGAACCUGGCGCUGGUGUUCGUGCCCACGGUGUUCAGGGACUACGGCAUGAGCACUGACAUGGUGCGUCUCACCCGCGAGCUCAUCGUCCACUACACGCUCAUCUUCCAAGGAGGAGCGCUGGUGGAGACGGGGAACUUUGUGGUGACUGCUCUCUGAGGCACGGGGGAGAAAACCGCAAGCAGCUGAGCGAAAGCAGAGAGUGAGGGAGAAACCGAGAAAACCUCGUGCCCUCCAGCAACGGGAUCAUCUUUUCUCUUUCUUCUUUUCAGCGAACGAAAAAAGCUUUUUGAUCCUGCUUCUCGCAACGGGUGUGCAAAGUGCAAUACAACCAAACCUGCCCUGUCUUAAUUGUACAACUACUGUAGGAAAUUCCUCCUCAUAUUUUUUUUUAAUUGUCACUUGAUACCUGAUACCCUUAACAAGGUAUUGGAACAGUGUGAAGUCCGGACUGAGCUCAAGUCUUGUUUUACUACAUUGUUAUAACAAACUGUGACUAGCACUGCUUCCGAUUUGAUAUGUGUGUGUGUGUGUGUGUGUGUGUGUGACUGAUGUUGAUUUUCCACAUCUCAGUGUCUGGAACUGAGCUUCGGGAUGGAUGUGGUUGGAUAGACUUGUCAUUUACUGCCAUGUUUGCACUGCAUUUGUCCUGGCAAUGAGUGGCACAUGUCCCCCCUCACCAGGGUGCUCCACCUUCCUACCCUCCUCUGUGUGCCACAGCGUCAUGAGCGUUGGUAGACAUUCUCCUGUAACUGAAUUCAAAUGCUUUGUAAAUAUUCACGCUUGCAGCUGUUGCAAUCCCAAUACUUUGGUGUAAUAAUUUGCUUUACCUUAUAUGAAUAAUCUGCCUCAUUGUACUGUGAUGUAUUGGGAAGGACACUUUCACUGAGAUUUUAUUUAAAUUCAGAACUCAACUUAAAUUGUCUUUAGGCCCAGGGAUGAGUGACUGCAGUGCUCGGAGAACUGAGCAUCCUCUAGUUUUUAUUCCAUCUCCGCUCUUAUUUAAUUAAACACGUUUUAUAACGAG